Danaus chrysippus (African queen) is the source of this 1995-nucleotide messenger RNA. NCBI's taxonomy places the organism in Eukaryota, Metazoa, Arthropoda, Insecta, Lepidoptera, Nymphalidae. The record is from the annotation of a GenBank genome assembly.
AUGGAAGUUACAAGUGGCGCUGAAGAGGGUUUUGUGAGAGAAUGGACCCCUUGUUCACAUAUCUUGAACUUGAUUCCUGCACGGAUACAAAACGGAUUGUUUUCUAAUGAGCUCUGCUUGACUUGUGUGGAUGCCGUGAGUGAAUACAUCGCGCUCGGCACUAACGUUGGACUGGUUUACUGGUACGACAGAAAAAAGGGAAAUAUACAGCGACUAAGAUGCGAGGCGUCAACAACUCCGAUUACUUAUGUCAAGAUAGUGAGUACAGUGGAUUACAUGGUGGGGGCAGGCAACGCCGCGGGGCAAGUCACUGUGUUCCAGAUCCCUAAGGAACAUCCUGAGAACCUGCCGGAUAACUUCAAGCCAAAGGUCGAACCUAAAGUGGAGAGGUACACAAUAGGGGAUCUACAUAAGAGUAAGAUAACGGCAAUUGAAUGGUCAAAGAAUGGGAUGAGGUUGUUCUCGGGAGAUAAGAAUGGUGUUAUUAUAAUGACUGAAAUUGACUUCUACAUGCAUCUGUGCAAGUCAAUGGAAAUAGUAAAUGAGGAGCAUGAGAUAGUACAAAUGAGUUACUACCAGAAUGCUCUGUUGGUGUCGAGCUUGUAUAGAAGCAUUGUUUGUGAGAGACAGGAUGCUAAGUGGAGUGUUACACAGCUCGGGAAGAAGGAACGGAAAACUCUGUGCGGUGUAGGCGCGGUGUGGCAACACUCGUACGCCCGCGGCGGUGGGGCGGCGGCCUAUUGUGCCCGCCGGGGGCUCCGCGUGUGGAGGGCUGACAGGGACGGAACUGUACAACAGACACUACUGUUCAAGGAAGCCAUAUCCAAUCCAUUGACGGUAGCGGAGCUUCUCAAUCCGUCUCAGAAGAAGCACUCUCACGCUGAACGGGAAUAUAACUUCGGUCCCCUGUUCGUGUUUAGAGAACACUUCUUGGUGUCUCACAACGAACACAUCCUGUAUAUCCUGGACCCGAGGUCAUUGACCGCCGUCGCUGUUGUUGACGACUUGAGAAGGAUCCUGUCGGUGUCUGUGAGUCGUGAGGAGGUGUUCGUGUUGGAGGGUCCACGCUCGCUGGUCCGCCUCGCGCACGCUCCGGACAGAUACGCACACGAGGAGGUUGCGAGUGUGAUGUCCAAGUCGUUGUCGUCGUCCCUCCAGCAGGCCGUGAGCACGGUGAAGGAGCUGGCGACCAUGAGCGUCCUCGAACAACCGAUAGCCAUGUUCACGAGGAACGAGACCGUCACACAAGUAGCGGACGCCGAGGAGUGUCUAGAACUACCACCCAUCAAACAUCUGCCCGACGACAUAUCGAACAACGUGUUAGAAUCCAUCAUCAACGAGUUCAGGGACGUGUCCAGCGAGGCGGAACAGAUCAGACGCGCCAGGACCGAGGAUCUGCAGAGGAAACUGAAGAUAUACAACAGCAUCAUGGAUCGGAAGUACGACGACACGCUCAUAUACAGCAGCCGCAGGACCAGGAGGAGGGACGCGGCGCCGGAUGUGACGAAGAAGAAUACUUGCACCCAUCAGGAAGAAUCCAACGGCGUUGAUAGAACAGACUUCGUUACUAGCUCGUGUGUCAUGGAGGACAGUCUAUACGGAGACUUGUCGACACAGAACGACGAACUACUGGAGCAGCAGAUAGAAGAAAAGGAGAAGAUCCUCGCUAAGAUGCUCAACCUGGAGUCACUGAGUAUCAAGAGUGUUACACCCGCGGAGGAAGAAAAUAAAUAUGAUAAUAGAACAGUCUAUAUAGAAGAUACGAGACCCUUCGAUAUGAAGAUACACACGGCCGAGAAGAAUAUCACAAAACAGGAGAACUCAACACCCAAGAAGGUGGACCCCGGGGAGCUGGUUCCCAGGGUCGUGAAGCUACCGAACACCUGGAACCUGGAAAAUAUAGAGCUACAGCUGGACGUAAAGAACGGAACCAAAGAACAAACAAACAUACAGUCACCCGACGAAAACUUGGACAGCGAGUGGGAGGUCAUAUGA